Cotesia congregata is the source of this 876-nucleotide messenger RNA. The record is from the annotation of a GenBank genome assembly. Lineage: Eukaryota; Metazoa; Arthropoda; Insecta; Hymenoptera; Braconidae.
GGGGUGGGGCUGGGAGGAAAAAAGGGUGAGGGGUAUAGUAAAAAGAAGGUAAUAGGAAAUAGAGGAGAAAAAAGUACAUACAAGAUCUGUUUUUGGAACGUAGCGGGGGUAAAAAAUAAGGAAGAAGAUUUUUGGUUAUGGUUAAGGAAUUGGGACAUUGUAGUUCUAUUUGAGACAUGGGUAAACAACAAAAAAUGGUUAGACGUAAGGGAGUCAUGGGAAAAAGGCUUUAGGUGGGACAUUCAGGAAGCUGUAAUACCGAAGGGGAGAGGUAGAGCGAGCGGAGGUGUGUUGUUUGGAGUAAAAGAUGGCAUAGAAAUAGGUCAGAGGGGUAAAUGGGAUGUUGACGGCUGGGUGGAACUAGAAAUUAAGUUUGGGGUUAAAUGGUGGUGGGUGGUAGGAAUGUAUAUCAAUGGGGACUUAAACCGGAAGAAAGAGCUCUUAAGCAGAUGGCUGGAUGAGACUUGGGACAAAGACGUGAUAAUUGGUGGAGAUGUUUAUGCCAGGACAGGAUCUCUAGGAGGAUUCAAAGCAGUUGGAGUUGGGAUAGAAGGUAACUCAAGGAAGUCAAAGGAUAAAGUUAUUAAUAAGGAUGGAAAAGAUCUACCCCCACAGAAAAAAAUAAGAAUUUUUUCAUCUUUUGUAAGACUAUUUUAUGUACCAAGGAAAGGAAGUCUAUUGUACCCCUUCGAGGACAUAAUUUCAAUCUAUUGCAUACUUUGGGGACAUUUGCAUAGUCUGGGAUCUGUCCCCGAACUAUUUUUCGUUCUAAUAUAUGUAUACUUUGGAGACAUGUCCUUGAACCAUACAUUCGCUGUAACAGAUAUUUCGAGGACAUAUCUCCAAAAUAUGCCUUUUAUGGAUCCGAUGCUUUGA